Molecule: messenger RNA, 270 nt
Organism: Sinocyclocheilus rhinocerous
Lineage: Eukaryota; Metazoa; Chordata; Actinopteri; Cypriniformes; Cyprinidae
Product: dachshund homolog 2-like
Exons: 3
Biological process (GO): regulation of transcription by RNA polymerase II
Cellular component (GO): nucleus; transcription regulator complex
Molecular function (GO): RNA polymerase II cis-regulatory region sequence-specific DNA binding; DNA-binding transcription factor activity, RNA polymerase II-specific
Source: RefSeq, a predicted model, not a curated record
UGUACAGAGAGAGAGAGAUGAGAGAGAGUCUAGAGAGGCAGCUCACCUCUGAGCUACACAGUCGAGCCACCAUUCAGAGACGUCUGAAGAAGGAGAAGAAGGCAAAGAGGAGGUUACAGGAGGCGCUGGAAUAUGAGUCCAAGCGGAGAGGGCAGAUCGAGCAGGCCUUACAGCAGGCCACCUCAUCAGACGCUCUCACACACGAUCCAAUCAGUCUGGACAUGGAGACAGAGCGAUGCAGAAGCCCAGAGGACAACUGCUUGUUACAAG